This is a messenger RNA of Cottoperca gobio, 2665 nucleotides long. RefSeq names its product cortactin (gene cttn). The coding region runs from base 158 to 1723 and encodes 521 amino acids. The transcript has 16 exons. Gene Ontology annotation, cellular component: cortical actin cytoskeleton; plasma membrane; lamellipodium. NCBI's taxonomy places the organism in Eukaryota, Metazoa, Chordata, Actinopteri, Perciformes, Bovichtidae. The record is from RefSeq and is a predicted model, not a curated record. Gene Ontology annotation, molecular function: actin filament binding. Gene Ontology annotation, biological process: regulation of actin filament polymerization; cell migration.
ACGGGAUCCUGGGAGAGCCGGAAGUGAUCCAGCACAUCCCAGUUUCUCCAUCAAGGCUUGAGGUGUGAACGGACUACAUCCACCAGGGGGAUUUGUUUAAUAUCCAGUUUAGACUCUGGUCGGAGUUACCUUUGUCGUAGACGUGUGAGCACUAAAGAUGUGGAAGGCAGCAGCAGGACAGUCAGUCAAUGUGGCUGUAAAUGACGAAGGGGACGAUUGGGAGACUGACCCAGACUUCGAGAAUGACGUGUCGGAGAGGGAGCAGCGCUGGGGGGCGAAGACGGUGGCCGGCUCAGGACAUCAGGAGCACAUAGAUAUAAACCGGCUGCGUGAGGCGGUGUCGACGGAGCACACCAGCUUGAGGCAGAAGGAGUGUGACACCGGGCCAAAGGCCUCGCAUGGAUAUGGAGGGAAAUUUGGAGUUCAGCAGGACCGCAUGGACAAGUCUGCCGUGGGUCAUGACUACCAGAGCAAGUUGUCCAAGCACUGCUCCCAGACGGAUACCUCCAAGGGCUUUGGAGGGAAGUUUGGAGUUCAAGCUGACCGUGUGGACGAGUCAGCUGUCGGGUUUGAGUAUGCUGGGAAGACGGAGAAACAUGCUUCUCAGAAAGACUACUCCACUGGGUUUGGGGGGCGAUACGGCGUGCAGGCAGAUCGUGUCGACCAGAGCGCAAUGGGCUUCGAUUACCAGGGCAAAACCGAGAAACACGAGUCCCAGAAAGAUUACACCAAGGGCUUUGGCGGCAAGUUUGGUGUUGAGACCGACAAGGUGGACAAGAGCGCUGUGGGCUUUGAGUACCAGGGCAAAACUGAGAAGCACGAGUCCCAGAAAGACUACGUGAAGGGCUUCGGGGGAAAGUUCGGUGUGCAGACGGACAGACAGGACAAGUCGGCGCUGGGAUGGGACCACCAGGAGAAACUUCAGCUUCACGAGUCCCAGAAAGACUAUAAGCGUGGGUUUGGAGGGCAGUACGGGGUAGAGAUGGAGAAGCAGGACCAGUGUGCUGUGGGCUAUGAGCACAAGGAGAUCCUGGCUAAACACGAGUCACAGAAAGAUUAUUCUAAAGGAUUUGGAGGUAAAUUUGGAGUCCAGAAUGACCGGAUGGAUAAGAGCGCAGCGACUUUUGAGGAUGUGGAGAAGCCGGCCUCAUCUUACCAGAAAACCAAACCUGUGGAGGCCGCUGGCAACAACACUGGAAGCAUCAAGGCUCGCUUUGAGAACAUCGCCAAGCAGAAGGAGGAGGAGGACAGGAAGAGGACCGAGGAGGAGCGGGCGCGUCGACAAGUCAAGGAAAAGCAGGAGCAAGAGGACGCGCGCCGUAAAAUCGAAGAGACGGCCAAGGCUCCGUCUCCCGUCCCUGCUGCAAGUCCCAGUCCCACCCCCAGCCCGACUCCCCCAGUCCUGCAAGCCGCCGCUGCCCCUGCUGCUGCCGCCGCUGCCCCUGCUACCGCCGCUGCUGCCCCUGCUGCUGCCGCUGCUGCCCCCGCUGCCCCCCGCAUACGAAGAAGUGUCCCACCACGAGGCUGCGGAGGAGAACGGAGAGCAGCUGUACGAGGCGGAGCAGCAGAACCAGGAGGAUCUGUACCAGACCCCCGAGGAGACCGCAGCAGCAGCAGCAGACGGCCAGGCGUACGAGUACGGCGAGGACCUCGGCGUGACGGCGGUGGCUCUGUACGACUACCAAGCAGCCGGCGAAGACGAGAUCUCCUUCGACCCCGAUGACAUCAUCACCAACAUCGAGAUGAUCGACGAAGGCUGGUGGCGAGGCGUGUGCGGAGGCGCCUACGGCCUUUUCCCGGCCAACUACGUGGAGGUUCGGCAAUGAUGACGUCCCGUCGCGAAGACCUGCGUCCCCGUCCCGGUGCAGAACAUAAUAAUUAUAGAAAGAGGAAGGAGACGAUUUCCUUGUUCCCAUUUUGUUCUUCUCUCUCGUCACCUCAUCGUACCGCUUCCACGCCGCGAGGCUGCUAGUCGGCUUUCUUUCGCUCCGUCUUUCCUCUCCCACGCAUCUCUUUCUCUCCGUGUAGCGGACGCCGGGGAGGAGGAGUUACCUCGAUGAAGAGAAUAUAUAGAACUCCUCAUCUGAGAGUAACUCUCCUCCUGCCUCGCAGCACAAGUGUGAAGGUUUCUGGUGCUUCAGGUUCUGUUGUGCAACCUCAGUGUAAGCAUCUUCAUGUGGCGUGACCAGCUCGUCCACUGUGGACCAACACGCUGAGGAACUCCUUCCUGGUCUGUGUGCGUAACGUUCGCCGUGUUGCACAGGACUUUAAAUUCCCCUCCGAGCGAACGCGAAGCUUCAUUAAGUACGAAUACGUUCCGUUUCUGAACUCCUGCGUCAGUGAAGUCGAUUAGAAAUGAAUAAUGUUUGAUGUUUGAAUUGUUCGCAGUAUAACGAGGUCAUCGUGUCAAAGACUUCUUCGCCGCUCUCGCAAAUCACAAGUUAAACAGAAAUACUACGUGUGUGUGUGUGUGUGUGUGUGUGUGUGUGUGUGUGUGUGUGUGUGUGUGUGUGUGUGUGUGUGUGUGUGUGUGUGUGUGUGUGUGUGUGUGUGUGUGUGUGUGUGUGAGACCUUUUGAGGAGCAUUAUUUGUACGUGUCGCUCGAGCCGCUUCAUUACCUGCUUGUUCUUUUCUUUUUUUUCAAUAAAUGAACUAUGAAUUAUAA